UACAGUUAGCUAGGUUACCCCACUCAGAUCCCUAGCCUACUGCAGCCAUGCACCAACAUGCGGAGAUAUGUUUACCGCGCAAAAAGAAGGUCUACGACUACGUCCACCCCAACACUUUCAGGAUAUUCGAUGAGAACGUACCCGACAUAAUUCCACCUGAUAAGGUUUCCCAAGAUAACAAAUAUGCCACACGAUCUCCAGAAGAGAGCCAACUUCUCAAGACGCACAAUGUACCGCAUCCAUACAAUGCUAAGUUCAUUCGAACCAACGUCAGAUUCCUGAAUGCACCCGUUGUUCACAUGGAGACGGACAACACAAAGGACGAACAGUUUAAAUGGUGGGCUACUGAGAGUGUGGACAGUGAAAGGCCCAAGGCCCCAUACUGCGUGGACACCACCCAGAGGACUGACUACCAGCCCACCCCGCCUUCCCAAGCCACUCGAGCCAAAGAUGAGCGAGGCAGAACCUUCGCCUCCGCCAUUAUCCCAACACUGGAUCCACUGGGGCAGCCCAAGACCUUACUGGAGCACAUUUCAUUCACUCACCAGUACGACUCCAGAAAACUACUCAACCAGCCGUAUCAAGGAGGGAAACACGGGACCUUCGCCUGGACUGAACUAAACAGGGACCACAGGGCCAGGGAUCUUCCAGCAGGCCGUGUGUCAAACCAGCCCCUGCAGACACCAACACUAAAGAUUCUCCCAACUGGCACAUCUCCCCCUUCUCCUCCUCCUCCUCUUCAUCAGCCCAGCUUAACGCGGAGGGUGGAGACCACUGGAUGGGGACGGGGUGGGGGGGUCACGGAGGGACCCAGGCCCCGGAGGGUGGAGCUUGCUCAGGCUGAGACUGGGGAGGCCUCAGGGCUAGAGAGAAGCCAGCAGUAAGAGCACAGGCUACUGCACGUGCACACACACACACACACACCGACACAGACACACACAUACACACACACACACACACCAACACACACACACAUACACAUGCAGCGCACAAAGUUAAGUUGAGUUGAGAGAUAUGUACCACACACACACACACACACACACACACACACACAUACACAUGCAGCGCACAAAGUUAAUUUGAGUUGAGAGACAUGUAGAGACACAUGUAGAGACAUAUGUACCACACACACACACACACACAGAGUAGCUAUCACACCUUUUCCAUUUCCACUAUAUAUUGCAUCAUUGCUGCUCUGUUGCUCUUGUCACAGCCAGGUUUGAACACCUAACAUCCUCAUAUCUCAUAUCAGUGCCUGAAGGGCUCUCUGGAAUAAACCAGCCUCAAAUCU
Alosa alosa (allis shad) is the source of this 1291-nucleotide messenger RNA. RefSeq lists its product as uncharacterized. Lineage: Eukaryota; Metazoa; Chordata; Actinopteri; Clupeiformes; Clupeidae. The record is from RefSeq and is a predicted model, not a curated record. The transcript is spliced from 5 exons. Bases 48 to 884 code for a protein of 278 amino acids.